AUGAUCUCCUCCAAAGUGGCACCCGGAGAAGAAUCACUGCGAGAGGCGCCGUCUGAAGGUCAGUUGGAGUCAGUGCCAUCUGACGAGGCCGGCCCUAGCUGGGCCUCAGGGCCGCCAUCGGAGCGCCCGCCGCCCCUGGGUCAGGAGGCACCUCUGCCACGUCGCUGCCACACCGACUGCUUAGAAGCGCCCCUGUCACGCAGCUUUCAGCGCCUUGGCUACGCUGUGGGUAUGCACCCCUGGCUGUUUUUACUUGGGCCGGUGCUGCUGACGGUUGCUCUGGGCACCGGCCUCAUCUUCCUGCCCAAGGAGAAGGAGAACCUGGAGGAGCAGUACACACCAAUUGGCAGUCCUGCCAAGGCCGAGCGGCGCUUUGUGCAGGGUCACUUCAGCACCAAUGACACAUACCGCUUCUCCGCCUCCAGAACCAGCUCCGAGGUCAACUUUGCGUCCAUCCUGGUGGUGUCCUUUACCGCCUCUCUACUGGAGCCAGGGGUAUUCACGGAGGUGAGUAAGCUGGACCGAGCAGUGCAAGCGCUGAAGGUGGUACAGGAAGAUGGAACACAGAUCCUGUACAAAGAGAUAUGUGCCAAGUACAAGACUCUGUGCGUGCCACCCAACCCUCUGCUGUAUGCCUGGCAGCAUAACUCGUCAUUGGACCUGUCAAACCUCACCUUCCCUAUCCAUGACUUGAACAACCACUUAGUCUAUUUGGCGGGCUUCUUUGGGGGAAAUGUCUUAGGCCAAUCGAUGGGAAGAAGUCAACGACUUGUGGAGUCCCGAGCAAUUAGGCUGCUGUACUACCUCAAGACCGAGGACCCAGAGGACAGUGAGCGUAGCAAGGCAUGGCUCACUCACUUUCUUAACCAAUUUAACGACAUGAAGAGCAGUCUGACUUUGGAAGAGACAGAGGUAGUCUACUUUACAUCCCUUUCAAGACAGCUGGAGUUUGAGGCAACCUCUAAGACUGUGAUCCCUCUGUUCCACUUGGCAUACAUUUUAAUCAUACUGUUUGCAGUUGUAUCAUGCUUCAGGUUGGACUGUGUAAGAAACAAAAUGUGGGUAGCAGUCUUUGGAGUGUUUUGUGUUGCCAUGUCAGUGGUGAGUGGCUUUGGCCUGAUGCUUCACAUUGGGGUCCCAUUUGUGAUCAUAGUUGCAAAUUCACCAUUUCUUAUUCUUGGUGUUGGGGUUGAUGACAUGUUUAUCAUGAUUUCUGCCUGGCAGAAGACUAGCCUCACAGAAAGCAUAAGAGAUCGACUCUCCAGUUCAUAUUCAAAGGUGGCAGUAUCCAUUACAAUCACCACCAUCACCAAUGUCCUUGCUUUCUAUACAGGAAUCACCAGCUCUUUUAGAUCUGUACAGUAUUUUUGCAUCUAUACAGGAACAACCCUGCUCUUUUGUUAUUUUUUUAGUAUUACCUGUUUUGGAGCAAUUAUGGCUCUGGAUGGUAAAAGAGAAAUUGUGUGCUACAACUGGCUGGAAAAGCCAGACCAAAAAUAUGCCUCAUUGAAAAAAUCCUGCUGUCUCCCAUUUGGUUUAUCCCCAGAUGAACAUGGAGAAGAUAAGCAUCCAAUGAAUUUGUUCUUUAGAGACUAUUUUGGUCCUUUCCUCACAACUUCCAAAGCCAAGUUUUUUGUAGUGCUGAUAUACAUUUUCUAUAUCAUAAGCAGUAUAUAUGGAUGCUUCCAAGUGCAGGAAGGGUUAGAUCUUCGGAACCUGGCAAGUGAUGAUUCCUACAUCACACCAUAUUUUAAUAUUGAGGAAGAUUAUUUUUCAGAUUAUGGUCCAAGGGUUAUGGUCAUUGUUACUGAAAGUGUUAACUACUGGGAUGGUGAUGUAAGACAGAAACUGGACAAAUGUAUGAUAAAAUUUGAAGAAAAUGCAUAUGUAGAUAAAAAUCUCACAGAAUUUUGGUUGGGAGCAUAUAUUCAAUAUAUGAAUAACAGUGGAAAUGAUCCCAAUGACAAGAACACCUUUAUGAAUAAUAUUUCAGGUUUUUUAAAAAUUUCCCCUAUUUUUGCAUAUGAUAUUAAUAUUUCCUCAUCAAAUGAAAUCACUUCUUCUCGAGGCUUCAUCCAGACUAUAGGGGUUUCUUCCUCAACCAAUAAGAAGAGAAUGUUACUACAGUUACGAGGCAUAGCUGAAAACUGUGAAGUUCCCUUAAUGGUGUAUAACCAGGCAUUCAUAUAUUUUGACCAGUAUGCAGCAAUAAUAGAAAACACUGUUCGAAAUGUCAUGGUUGCAUCAACAGCUAUGCUUAUUGUUUCCUUAUUAUUAAUUCCUCAUCCAGUGUGCUCUUUGUGGGUUACUUUUGCUAUUGCUUCUGUGAUUGUGGGAGUUACAGGUUUCAUGGCAUUCUGGAAUGUUAAUCUUGAUUCCAUAUCCAUGAUUAAUCUUGUUAUUUGUAUAGGGUUUUCUUUUGAUUUUUCUGCACACAUCUCCUAUGCAUUUGUUUCCAGUUCUGAGACCUCAGUAAACAAAAAGUCAAUUGAGGCUUUGUAUAUGUUAGGCUAUCCAGUGUUGCAAAGUGCAAUUUCAACAAUAAUAGGGGUGUGUGUUUUAUCUACAGCUAAAGCUUACAUCUUUAGGACAUUUUUUAAGAUUAUGUUUCUUGUUAUGUUUUUUGGGGCUGCUCAUGGCCUAAUUUUUAUUCCAGUAUUCUUAACCUUUUUUUGA
Messenger RNA from Onychomys torridus (southern grasshopper mouse), 2676 nucleotides. It is a transcript of the gene Ptchd3, whose product is annotated as patched domain containing 3. Bases 1 to 2676 code for a protein of 891 amino acids. Gene Ontology annotation, cellular component: membrane. NCBI's taxonomy places the organism in Eukaryota, Metazoa, Chordata, Mammalia, Rodentia, Cricetidae. The record is from RefSeq and is a predicted model, not a curated record. The transcript has 4 exons.